Messenger RNA from Prosopis cineraria, 1651 nucleotides. Its product is annotated as cysteine-rich receptor-like protein kinase 25. Gene Ontology annotation, biological process: protein phosphorylation. NCBI's taxonomy places the organism in Eukaryota, Viridiplantae, Streptophyta, Magnoliopsida, Fabales, Fabaceae. The transcript is spliced from 5 exons. The record is from RefSeq and is a predicted model, not a curated record. Gene Ontology annotation, molecular function: ATP binding; protein kinase activity. The coding region runs from base 1 to 1332 and encodes 443 amino acids.
AUGUCUCCUUACAGAACUUUCUCACUCAUCUUCGUCUUCAUUUGCUUGAGAUUUUCUCUCACUACUGUAUCACAGACCUUUUAUCUUGACCAUGUCUGCUCUACCAACAAAACCUUCACUGCCAAUAGUUCCUUUCAAUCCGACCUCACCACCCUCCUCUCUUCCUUAGCUUCCCCAAAUACUGCCAACACUGAGUUCUACAACACCACCGUCGCCGCCGCCGGAGCCAGCGGUGGCCACGAUACCGUAUACGGCCUUUUCAUGUGCCGCGGCGAUGUCUCCCUACAAGUGUGCCACCAAUGCGUCGUUGACGCAACCAACCGGUUACCUUCCGAGUGCCGGUUCUCGAAGGCGGCCAUAAUCUGGUACAACGAGUGCAUGCUUCGCUAUUCGAACCAGUCCUUCUUCUCCGCCAUGGCGACGAGGCCGAUAACAGGCCUCUACAACACUGCCAAUAUGACCGACCAAGCAAGCUUCAUGAGGUUGCUGUAUAGAGUUGUGAACGAGACAGCUGAUGUGGCUGCGAAACCAGGUUUGGGGAAGAAGAAUUAUGCAACUAAAGAAGUGAAUAUUUCGGAGUCUCAAACUCUGUAUUGUUUGGCUCAGUGCACGCCGGAUCUUUCGCCGGAAGAUUGUAGAAUGUGUUUGAGUGAUGUGAUUGGGAACCUUGAUUGGUGUUGUGAGGGAAAGGACGGAGGAAGAGUUCUGAAUCCCAGUUGCAAUGUUCGUUAUGAAUUGUAUCCCUUCUAUGGUUCUGGUUAUCAGCCGGUGGUGCCAGCACCGGCACCGGCGGCUGCGGUUUCUCCUCCGGCAAAUUCUUCAGAACCCCUAGUAAAAGAGAAAGGCCAAUCAUCACCAACCAUUGUGAUAGUUGUGGUUUCUAUUAUUGGUUCGGGGAUAGUUUUUGGUUUUACUUACUAUCUCUUGAAGAGGCGAAUAAAGAGGAAUCGUAGAGAUGCUCUCAGGCAAGAAUACUUUGGAAGUGAAGGCACCACUUUAGAGCCACUACAAUUCAGCUUAGCUACUAUUGAAGCUGCUACAAAUCAAUUUUCUCAAGAAAACAGUUUUGGGAGAGGUGGAUUUGGACACGUUUAUAAGGGUAUUCUUUCAAAUGGCCGAGAAAUAGCUGUAAGAAGACUCUCAAAAGUUGCUAGUCAAGGUGCAGAAGAAUUUAAAAAUGAGGUUUUGUUAAUAGCCAAACUUCAGCACAGAAAUUUGGUGGCAUUAUUAGGAUUCUGCCUAGAAGAGCAAGAGAAAAUACUUAUUUAUGAAUAUGUUCCCAAUAGAAGCCUGGAUUACUUUCUUUUUGGUUUGGAACCAAUGGAAUUCUGAAAAGUUCUUGGCGAUAUUGGAUCCAAAUCUUAAAGAGUUUGGAUCAUUUAAUGAAGUGAUUAAGUUCAUCCAACUUGGUCUGUUAUGUGUUCAAGAAAGUCCAGAUUCUAGGCCUUCUAUGGCAACAAUUAUUUCAUAUCUUAGCGAUGAUUCAAUUCAAUUACUAUUUCCACAAGAACCUGCAUUCUUUUUGCAUGGUCAAAUGGAGGCUAACAUGGGAUCUCAAAUUAGAGAAUCAUGCUCUGUUUAUGAAGAAUCUAUGAGUGAAUUUUUUCCUCGCUAGAACAAGGCUUUCAUUUCAUGCUUUUUGCUUUGUACA